Asparagus officinalis (garden asparagus) is the source of this 3408-nucleotide messenger RNA. Its product is annotated as phospholipase D delta-like. NCBI's taxonomy places the organism in Eukaryota, Viridiplantae, Streptophyta, Magnoliopsida, Asparagales, Asparagaceae. The transcript has 11 exons. Bases 589 to 3132 code for a protein of 847 amino acids. Gene Ontology annotation, molecular function: calcium ion binding; D-type glycerophospholipase activity. Gene Ontology annotation, biological process: phospholipid catabolic process; phosphatidylcholine metabolic process. Gene Ontology annotation, cellular component: plasma membrane. The record is from RefSeq and is a predicted model, not a curated record.
AGAAAAUUUUAACAUUUAAGCGCAUCCCUUUACCAGUGAGGGUAUUUGUGUGCAAGGCAGGCAAAGAGUAAAGCGACGCAUAUGAUCCGCGGAAGCGCAUGUCGAUUCUGUCACGAACGCACGUGGUGUGGGAAACGGUUCCCGCCAAUAAAUCCGGCGGAGUAACCGCUGCGGUUCUGAUCUCCUCCCUUCCCUCUUUCACCUUUUUCCCUUUCCUCCGUCGCCAUGGUCAAACGGGCCCCACAACUCCGGCACCUCUCCUUCUCCCUCUCUGCUCCAACCCCUCCUCCUCCGACCGUCCCUCAGUUUCCUUAUGCUGGUUGUGAAAAACAGGAGAUUUGGCCUAGAUGUGUCCGAGAAAAAGAAUUGGUCCAAAUUUAUGCCGACAGAUAUCUUCCACUAAAGUUUGCUUCUAGUAUACAUAAAAAAAAAAUUUCUGGGAUUUUUAUUGAGGGUGAAAAUCAGUAGAUUGUAUUCUCUCUACAGAAUAGAGGAGUGCAUCAAGAAAUCUCAUUACUUAAGGAAGUUUCAUUGCUUCCUUAAGAACUACUACAUAUAUGGUUGUUCACUAGCCUGUGAUUGAUCCUAAUGGCUAGUGGCUCUGUCCAUGGCUCUGAUAUCAUGGAAAAAUCCACUACUAGAUAUGUGAACACUACGUACUUACACGGAGACUUAGAUUUAUGGAUAAAAGAAGCUAAGUCUCUUCCAAAUAUGGAUUUAAUGACAGAAAGAAUGAGGAGAUGUUUCACUAUGUAUGGAGCUUGUCCAUCUCCUCUCAAAAAGGUCAGUGGCCACAACAUAAUCACUAGUGACCCCUAUGUGUCUGUCUAUCUUGCGGGGGCCACUGUCGCGCAAACCCGAGUAAUUCCAAACUGCGAGAAUCCAAAAUGGGAAGAACAUUUUUGUGUUCCUGUAGCUCAUCCCCUCACAAAAAUUGAAUUCCAAGUAAAGGAUAAUGAUGUGUUUGGUGCCCAACUUAUUGGGGUGGUUGAGAUUCCAGUAGAUAAGAUUCUUACAGGAUUAAUUGUUGAUGAAUGGUUCCCUGUGGCUGGCGAUUAUGAUGAUUCAGUGAAACACAAGCCUGAACUUCAUUUAUCUAUGAGAUUUAGGCCAGUAGAGAAUAAUCCGUUAUAUAAAGAUGGAGUUGGUGCUGAGACAGAUUAUAGUGGAUUGCCGAAUGCUUAUUUUCCACUUCGUAAAGGUUGUGGUGUUACCCUUUAUCAAGAUGCUCAUGUUCCUGAUAAUAUGUUGCCUGAAAUUGAACUUGAUGGGGGAAAUUAUUACAAUCAUGGUAAAUGUUGGGAAGACAUAUGCCAUGCAAUAUUACAAGCUCAUCACCUGAUCUAUAUUGCUGGUUGGUCAAUUUAUCACAAGGUGAAACUUGUGAGGGAGCCAACAAGGCCAUUACCAAGUGGAGGGGAAUUGUCUCUUGGAGAUCUUUUAAAGUCCAAGUCGCAAGAAGGUGUUCGUAUCGUUUUGUUAAUUUGGGAUGAUAAGACCUCACACAAUAGGUUCCUACUGAAAACGGAUGGAAUCAUGCAUACUCAUGAUGAAGAAACUAAAAAGUUCUUCAGGCACUCAAGUGUCCAUUGCGUACUUGCUCCUCGUUAUGCCAGCAACAAGUUAAGCAUUUUUAAACAACAGGUCGUAGGAACGUUAUUCACACACCAUCAGAAGUGUGUGCUUGUUGACACCCCAUCUCCCGGCAACAAUCGAAAAAUAACUGCUUUUAUUGGAGGCUUGGAUUUAUGUGAUGGUAGAUAUGACACACCUGGGCACAGGCUUUAUGAUGAUCUUAAUAGUGUUUUUGCAGAUGAUAUUCAUAAUCCAACAUUUCCAAUUGCCAACCAAGGUCCAAGGCAACCAUGGCAUGAUUUACAUUGCAAGAUUGAGGGCCCUGCAGCAUAUGAUAUAAUGACAAAUUUUGAACAGAGAUGGGGAAGAGCUACAAAGUGGCGAGAUUUGAGGAAGAAAGUUAGACAUUGGCAUGAUGAUGCUUUGAUAAAGCUUGAAAGAAUUUCAUGGAUAAUUACACCCACUUCUGGAAAGUCUGAUGCACAUGUUUCAGAAGAAGAAGAUCCUGAAAACUGGCAUGUUCAGAUCUUCCGCUCAAUUGAUUCAGGUUCAGUAAUAGGAUUCCCAAAAGUUGUUCAACAAGCUGAAUUGAAGAAUCUUGUAUGUGCAAAGAAUGUGACGAUAGACAAGAGCAUACAUAAUGCAUAUGUGAAAGCAAUAAGAUCUGCACAGCAUUUCAUAUACAUAGAAAAUCAGUAUUUUCUUGGAUCUUCUUAUAGCUGGCCAUCAUACAAAAAUGCAGGUGCGAAUAAUCUGAUACCAAUGGAACUGGCUUUGAAGAUUGUGAGCAAAAUCAAUGCACAUGAAAGAUUUUCUGUGUACAUUGUAAUACCAAUGUGGCCUGAAGGAAUUCCUAAUGCUGCUGCUGUGCAGGAAAUUCUUUAUUGGCAGGGACAAACAAUGUCGAUGAUGUAUCGAGUUAUUGGACAGGCACUGGAGAAAGCAGGUCUUUCUGAAUGUAAUCAUCCACGAGAUUUUUUGAACUUUUACUGUCUUGGUCGGCGCGAACCAGAACUUAAAGAAGCAUCAUCAUUGGCGAAUAAUCCUACUGACAACAGUGCACUGCGUUCUACUCAGAAGUUCCGCAGAUUUAUGAUCUACGUCCAUGCAAAAGGGAUGAUUGUGGAUGAUGAAUAUGUAAUUGUUGGAUCUGCCAAUAUUAACCAAAGAUCUAUGGACGGAUCAAGAGAUACUGAAAUAGCGAUGGGUGCUUAUCAGCCACACCGUUCAUGGGCCAGAAAAGGUAGCCAUCCACGUGGACAGGUUUACGGGUACAGAAUGUCACUUUGGGCCGAACAUUUGGGACGUUUAGAGGAAUGUUUCGAGGAGCCAAAUACUGUACGAUGUGUUAGACGUGUCAAUGAACUUGCAGAAGAAAACUGGCAGGCGUACGUAGGUCCCGAAAACAAGAAGAUGAAAGGGCAUUUGAUGAGGUACCCAAUUCAUGUCGAAAGAAGUGGAAGAGUCCGAAGCUUAUCAGGGUAUGAGAGCUUCCCUGAUGUCGGCGGAAAGGUCCUCGGAUCGCACACUACACUUCCUGAUGCUCUGACAACAUAGUAGCUCUAUGGAAGAUAAAAUGAAGAAUGUUUUUCUCAAGAAUACUGAAGGCAUUGAGAGUUUAAUGCAUGAAGCAUGCGUCAGUAAUUGCUUUAGAUGGUUGCUGCCUUAGCGUUUUCUCAUGAUGUUAGAUUGAAUGCAUGUAUAAUUCAUUGAAGAAUUUGGAUGUGGUAGAAGCUCAAAAGAUGUGAUUGUUGAGUUAGUACAGUUGUGGGAUACGUAGAACUUUUUUUUAUUUUUAUUUUUUAAUAUAUCAACAUGCGGUUUUCUCUUUUU